Maniola jurtina (meadow brown) is the source of this 2939-nucleotide messenger RNA. RefSeq names its product probable RNA-binding protein 19. NCBI's taxonomy places the organism in Eukaryota, Metazoa, Arthropoda, Insecta, Lepidoptera, Nymphalidae. Gene Ontology annotation, molecular function: RNA binding. The coding region runs from base 204 to 2912 and encodes 902 amino acids. The transcript is spliced from 15 exons. The record is from RefSeq and is a predicted model, not a curated record.
UACUAGGCUCAUUGAGGGCUCAAGUGGAAAUAUUCAAAAUAUUAUCAUUGAAAAACGGGACACGUGCUUUUGUACAUGUUAUUUAUAUAAAAACAUUGGGACUCAACAUUAAUAAAUUAAAACAUACUUUUCGUUUUUGCUAAUGUAAUUCAUUAGCUACCUAUUCUCUUCUCUUGGUUAUUGUAACCUAGAGUACUUUAGUGAUGUCUCGACUUAUUGUUAAGAAUUUGCCGAAUAAGAUAACUGUAGAAAAACUAAAGGAUUUAUUCAGUGAAAAAGGUGAAGUAACUGAUAUCCAACUAAAAUAUACAAAAGAUGGCAAAUUCAGAAAUUUCGGUUUCGUGGGAUACAGAAAAGACGAACAGGCUGCAGCGGCAAAAGAACAUUUUGAUGGUACUUUUGUUAAUAGCAUGAAAAUCAAUGUAGAACUCUGCGCUAACUUGGGAGAUGAGAAGAAACCAAAAGCAUGGAGCAAAUACGCGUCAGACAGCACAGCUUAUAAAAAACUUCAUAAGAGUGAGGCACAGGAAAAUGUGAAACCUAAAAAAGAUAAGUUAAGCAAAGCAGAAAGAAAUAAGAAUAAGAUAAAAGAACUCUUAAAAAAGCACAAAGAUGACCCAUUAUUUGCAGAAUUCAUAGAGGCUCAUGUAAAUGAAAAAACAGUUUGGAUCAAAGAGGCUUUAGAGGAAACUGGCAAAAGUGAUGACAGCAGUGUGGAAGAUGAAAAGCCUUAUGAGGAUGGUCCGCAAGUCGAUGACAAACCCCCAGAAGAUGAACAAGAAAAAGAAGAAAAAGAAAAAGUUGCUAAUACUGGAAUCAGUGAUUUAGAGUACAUGAAGUUGCUAAUGAAAAAAGUGGAUGGUUUUAAAGAAAAAGACAAGGAAGCAACAGUAGAAGAGGUUAAACCCAAGAAAAUAAGAAACAGACCUUUAUUUUACGUUAAAAUAACUGGUCUACCAUAUAAAUGUAAAAAGAAAGAUGUUAAGGCAUUUUUUAAACCACUCGUACCCUACUCAAUACGAUUACCUCUUGGAAAAGAAAAGAAACUAACAGGAUUCUGUUAUGUAGGCUUUAGAACUGAAAAAGAAUUAAAUAAGGCGCUAACAAAGGACAAACUCUUCAUAGGUAAUCACCGAUUACAUGUACAUAAGUAUGAGGACAGGGCAAAGAAAGAAGCAGAAGAAGAGGAACAGAAAAACAGUAGGAAAAAUCGAGAGAGAGAAAAUAAUGAAGAAAGCGUAGGUGAAAGCGGCAGUAUAUUUGUGAGGAACUUGGCGUAUGUCGUGUCGGAAGAAGAGCUAACACAAUUGUUUGAGAAAUAUGGUCCAUUAGCAGAAGUCCACAUGCCAAUAGACCCAAUCCUCCGCCAACCGAAGGGCUUCGCAACAGUCACGUUUGUGAUACCGGAGCACGCCGUGAAGGCUUACACAGAGCUCGACGGUACGGCGUUCUGCGGCCGGAUGCUGCAUCUAUUGCCCGCUAGGACUGAGAAACUUGAGGACGAAGACAAUGACGACGGCCUAUCAUUCAAGGAGAAGAAAGCGAAGAAGCUGAAACAGCAAGCGAAGUCGUCCCACAAUUGGAACGUGUUGUUCCUGGGAGUCAACGCAGUCGCGGACGUGGUCGCAGCCAACUACAACACUACCAAAGAGCAAUUACUCAGUGAUAAUAACAAAAAUACUAGUGCCGCCGUAAGGCUAGCCCUUGGAGAAACACAACUAGUUGCUGAAACUAAAUCUUUCCUCGAAUCCAAUGGUGUCUAUUUGGAUGCAUUCAAUAGACCUGCAAAAAAACGCUCAAAAACCUGUAUCCUUGUAAAAAAUCUACCUGCUGAAACAGACAAAGAUGAAAUCAAAGGCAUAUUCGAAAAGCAUGGCCAACUAGCUAGGUUUCUAAUGCCUAACCACGGCAUAACCGCACUUGUAGACUUUAUUGAGCCUUUCGAAGCUAAAAAAGCAUUCGGCAAACUAGCAUACUCGCAAUUUAAGUCAGGCCCGUUGUAUUUGGAGUGGGCGCCUGAAAAUGUGUUCGUAAAAUCUUCAGAAAAACCCCAAGAAGUUAGUAAAGAAAACUCUGAUGAUGACCCGAAGGAAAAGGAGUUAGAGAAACCAAAAGAAACAAAAAUGAUCACAGACAACAAACAAGAAGAGAAUAAACAAGAAAAAGCAGAAGAACCUGAUGACUAUAUUGAAGAGGAGCAGCCAGAGAAUGAUACUACACUUUUUGUGAAGAAUAUUAAUUUCAAAACUACUGAAGCAUCUUUAAGAGCACAUUUCUCUGGUUGUGGAAAAAUACAUAGCGUAACGAUAGCAAAGAAAAAGGACCCUAAAAAUCCUGGACAAUUUUUAUCCAUGGGUUACGGUUUUGUCCAGUUUGUUAAAAAGCAACAUGCCAAUGAGGCUCUGAAGGAGUUACAAAGUUCCACACUUGAUGGCAAGACAUUAGAGCUGAAGCGAUCCGAAAGAGGAAAUACCACAGAGGUAAAAUCAUCUAAAAAGAGUACGAAGGACACAGUUCAAAACGGAACAAAAAUCCUCGUACGCAACGUGCCAUUUCAAGCCAACAGAAAUGAACUUCACGAAAUAUUUAGAGCAUUCGGUGACAUCAAAACAUUGCGGUUGCCCAAGAAAUUGACUGCUGGUACCGACCAACAUCGAGGAUUCGCCUUUGUCGAUUUCUAUUCAAAAGCUGAUGCAAAGUCUGCAUUCGAAGCUUUAUGCCAAUCAACUCAUCUGUACGGAAGACGUCUGGUGCUGGAGUGGGCCGACCAAAGCGAUGAGAAUGAAGACAUCGGCAUGCUAAGGAAACGGACGGCGCAGAGUUUCAACGCUAAAGUACCCGGCGGCAAGAAAUCCAGAAAAGGGACAGUGGACGUCGAAACAUUUGUUGACCCUGAUAAUAAUAUUAUUUGAAAAUAAAUUAUUUGUUAUAUUUUAAAA